Molecule: messenger RNA, 5824 nt
Organism: Laetiporus sulphureus 93-53
Lineage: Eukaryota; Fungi; Basidiomycota; Agaricomycetes; Polyporales; Laetiporaceae
Exons: 26
Coding region: 109-5652 (1847 amino acids)
Source: RefSeq, a predicted model, not a curated record
CAGAGUGCUAAGCCUAUCACGACAGAUAUCCAAGGUCAAGGCUCACAGCAGAAUGACGAGAAUGCGCGCAAACGUGCUCGUUAUGGUUCCAUACCUCGUGGUAGCUACAUGAUCAUACGUGAGGAGUCGCCAGUGAACCGAACUCGAUACCCUAUGUCGCCCACGUCUAUGGAUAUGACCGAAAAGUACAAAGCGACUCCUCCCAAGGAUACGAUGGCUGGUAGUGAUAGGAAACCUGGGUCAUCAUCGACGGAUGAGCACCGGUCGCGCAAACGUAAAGCUCCUGAGCUGGACACAGCUGAAUCCCUUUCCGCGGUUCGACCCGGUCAGUCGCGUACGGCUGAGGAGCCUAGGCCUAGCAAGCGUCCUCGCCACUCAUCGCCUACGGUUUUGAAUGAUAUCAACAACGUCUCUGAUCCUCGCCUGGAUGGCGAGGCCAAGGCUCGUGUACAUCCGCGCCAUUCAUGGCCUGUCGCUAUGCAUCCACACGAUCGUCCACAGUAUGACAUCGUCACAUCCGCAAGGAUCGUCAACGUCCAAUACAGCGAGCAUCCGCAUCCUAAGCCUUCGGUGUCUGCUCCGACUGCUGCUAGGGCUCAUGAAUCUUCGGGCGUUUUUGCGCUUGCUGCGAUCGUUGAAGGGAAGUCUCAUGAACAGUUACAGCGUCUAUCGUCUCCCCCUGUUGUGCCAGCUCCCGAUAAAGUCGGAGCGGUGUCUUUUCGCGACGAUGUUGCUCCUCUCGCUUCGACCGUGAAACUGUCGCCUCGAUUUCCUUUGCAUUCGCUCGAAUCUGCCCAGGCUCAUGAAGAACGCGAUCAACACACCCCAGUGAUUGAAGUCGAAUCCAGUGGAAAUGUCCAUCGUUCGCUGCCUCAGGUGUCUUCUCCGGCCACGAUCGAUAAAUGCCUUCGCGACGAGGUUGCUCAACCUUCGGCAGCCGUCAAGGUCAAGACUUCCGAGGAGGUGCAUGGUUCGCCUAUUCCCACUCCCGCUGAAGGCACUAUUGCUGUAUCUUCUAUUGAGGCCCGGGAACAGCCGGAUCAUCUUGCUCUCGUGCCCGAACGUGUCGCCUCGCAAGUUGAAGAAAAGGAACCGACAACCCCUGCAGUCAUUGUAUCUGGGCCUCCUGAACAGUCGCACCGUUCGCUUACAUCUGCUUCCGUUCCCGAAGUUGCUAAAGGUGCCCGUUUUGACUGGUAUGCUCUGCUUGCUGCACCUGAAGAGCCCAAGCGCCGGAAGCGUGCACGCGCCCGUUCACCUCGUAUUCCCGCGGAUGUAUCCUGGCGAACCCUGUGGCAUUUAGCCUCCGAUCUCAGGCCCACCAAGCGGGCACGCCAUCGCUCUCCGUCUCAACCCAUUCAGAUUGUCGCCGCCGCUCCGCAGGAUGCUUCUAAGUCGACUGAGGACAAGACUCCGGAUCUUCCGUGCGUCUCUCCUCUACCCGUCCUCGUGGAAGAAGAAACCAUUGCAUCGGAGGACGAAAUCACUUCUCGACAGCAAGCCGUCACUCACGGAUCCGUGAAGAAUCUGUCAGCGAUUGAGAUUGAAGCCGAGUACGAUGAGGAAUUAAUUGACUUCAAAGUCGAACCGGAAGCGGACGGCAUCGACGGUCAUGCAGAGAUCGCUUACGAGCACGGUACUAGGAAGAUGCCUAUCAAUCAAAUUGAAGGAGACUUCGACUAUUACGAAGAGGACGAAGAAUCUGCAUCGCCUUCAGGCCAGGUGGGUCAAGCUGCUGUCUUCUUUGAUCGCGGACGAACACCGAGUCCGAUGGAGCGCUCUGGCCCGCCGUCAAUGUCACCUGGACGCUUCCGUGCAAUGUCACUGCUGCGGACGCCAUCACCCCCACGGGCUUCCUCGUCUACUCGCACAAGGCAAUUGCCCAAGAACCAUCGUGACUACCGUCCGCCUUCUUUACCGGCCACGCCUCCGCCUCUUGAUUUAGUCUCGCCGACAACCUCAUUGCAACACUCUUGGGAGCCACGACCCGAAACAUCUCAUGUCCGUUCUCGUUCUCGUUCUUCCUCGCCUGUUCACUUCUUCCAGAGGGAGCGAUCAAUGGCAUCCGGCCCUCUCUCACGUCUCCGCCGCUCGGAACGGCUGCGCAAUCGGUCGCAGUCGCUACUGAUGGUACCGUUACAUGCGAGGCGCAAUGUCAUCCUCCCACAGACGCCGCCUCCGUUGCUCUCGCAGACUCCCUCGGACGUAGCUAUCUGCAUUGCUGGUAGCCCAUCGGCACCAAGCAGGUCCCUCCCACAAUCUCGCCCUCUUCCCACUACUAGUGCUUUGGAUCCGGGUUUGCGGUCAAGAAAGCUGCCUUCUAUUCACCUUCCGUCAUGUGAGGCUCACUCGCCGACGCCUAAGCGGCUGAUGUCUCCGGCAGCUGAAUCCGGUUACGCAUCUACUCCUCCCCCUCCGCGACGCGUAUUCCGCACGGAAUUAGGCGAGUUGCGGGCAGAGGAAAUAUUGGAGAACGAGUGGUCCUCCGAGGACGAAAUCGCUGUCGUUCUGUUCCCGCACAAUUUACCGAUCAAGUAUGAGUUCCCUGUCAUUGAACCUUUGAGUCCUGACGACAGAGAUUGGCUUGCAAUGAUGCACGAGCAGCUGAAGUGGGCCGAUGAUUAUGGGAAUCGGUUCCUUGUUGAAUCUCGGGAAACAGUAGAGCUCGCAACUCCUCCGGCCUUCGUAGGCAAGGUUCUGCUCGAUGUGGCUGAGACACGAUUUUGGGGUAUGGCGAAGCGCAUACGCAUUCAUGCAGGCACAAUCUUUGGCUGUUAUCUGUUCGUCAAGAUCAUGAAGCACGAUGCGAUUCGUUUUUGCGAUGUUGAAGAAGAGUUUGAAGACGACCUGCUCUCCCUAUUGUACUGGGACCUCUACAUCAGGCAGUGGGACGAGUUCAAUCAAUGCUUUCGACCCUAUCAUCACAUGCCCAUUGAGCUGCUAUACCCGAAAAAGUCUCAAGCGAAUGUUGAAGAACUACUAGACGAGGAGGGUCACGUCCUCAUUCCUGCCCUACGAGAGUUCUAUGAAGACCAGGAGAAAAAACUGCGUGGAGGUGUGGCGAAGGCACGAGAGUUCAUCCAAGCAGAACGAGAAGCCGAUGCUCGGGCUGAGCAAGAGGCACGGAUAGAGUUCAUUAGGCAGAGAAGAAGAGCUGCUUUCCUCCGUGAGCGUAAGCGGUGGAACAGUCUCAGUACAUUUGUUCCAACAGGUACUUAUUCGACUUGGCCUCUUCCAAAUUGGGGCAAAUGCGCACAUUGGAAGGAUCGACGUCAUAAAAAAGCACGCGAAGCUUCCACGGACAAACAAAAUGCUGCGAGUGAAGAUGAACAACACUGUCAAGCGGUCUUUGACGAGUCCGCCGCUCGGUCGACCAGUGAUGGACCGCUUCUCGAUCAUCUACCUCCAACGCCCACGUCUUCUGGCGGUAAUGCGGCUCUUCACUUGCCUCAAUCGCAUUGUGAUGGCUUCCCUCGGCAGCUGAGUCGCAGUCCCCCUCGUUCUCGGAGCAGGUUGCCACUUGCCUCUCGUCAGCUCAGUCUUAGUCCCCCUCGCUCCCGGGCCGCUUUGUCAAUUGCCUCUCGGCGGUUCAGUCUUAGUCCUCCUCGUUCCCGGAUAACUUUGCAAACUGUUUCACGGCCGCGCAGUCUAAGUCCUCCUCGCUCGCGGGUGCCAUUAUCAGCUCCGAACCAAGAGCGCAGUCUAAGUCCUCCCCGCUCUAGAGUGACAUUGCCAGCUACCGCCCAGCAGCUCAGUCGGAGUCCCCCACGCACGCGGAGACGCCCAUCGGGAACGAUCUGUAGCAUCAACGGUCCGCUUGAAGAUAGUGACUUUUCUGAAGACGAAGAUGAAGACGACGACACGGACGACGAUACGGAAGAAGACGAUCAGCCCGAAGCAAACCUUGCGGAUCCACUCCUUCUUAGCCCUCCUACCGAUGACGAUCCUCGAGUGCUCUGGGCAGAAAUUGUCCUCGGAAUUGUGCGCUGGUCGAGACGUUUUCCCAAUUAUCCGAGGAAGUGCCCGGGAAAGACAGAUGUUCCCUCCAACGAAAAGGCGGAUAUGCCUCUGAAUGUUCAAGCGAACACGCCGGCGACGACGCAUCCAGACAAAGAACACGUGCUGUGUCUGGAUGCGUCGGCGUCGACAACGCUUCAGCAAAGGGAGGGGGGAACUCCGCCCAAGACAUCUAUCGCUGCAGAUGACUCCUCAUCUUUGACUCCUUCUCUCGACCGGGCCUUACAAUCGCUGUCCGCAUUUGCUGGCGAGGAAGGCAUCAUGUCAUUUGCGCUGAGGUUUCCGGGACCGCAUGAAGCGAUCAGCAUACUUGGCAAGAGAAAGAGGGGCUCUGGAGACGCAUUUGAUCUCGUCACGAUUCGAAAAGUUGUGCAACCGCGUCUAUACAAGAGGCGACGCAUUAACGCGCUCCUCACCGAGAUUCUCGGUUCUACUCCGCUCCUUUCUCCCGUGGAGACUAACGAUACCUGUACUCACAAAGCCUUGCUUCCUGUAUCUUCGCCGACUCCGCUCGGUUCCGAAGAUCAGCCUCCUGCGUCAUAUCAUGCUGGUUCGGUCACUGCCGUUGACGCCGCUCUCGACAGUCAAAACGCCUGCUCCAACCAAGGUCAUGCCACAGUUUUGGAUACCCAGCAUGUCGGUACGCCAUUGCCCUCAUUAUCUGAGACGCAGUGCAGCGAAUCAACCUCGGCAAAUCAGCCUGCCCAAGAACAGGGGCAUUUGUCAUUGUUGCAAGAUCGGAGCGUUGACUCGGUUGUCGAUGACACUACUGAGAAGUUCGCUCCACUUGCCCUAGGAACCGAGAUUGUUAUUACGGGGCCGUCUGGUAAAUCGAAGAGACUGAAAGUUGACCGGUACCUUGGUGUUCAACUUGUCCGAGUGGUUCCGCCGCCCGUGUCAUCUGUUGAGCAACACGUCGAGCUCCCUGCAGAGUCAUCAAACCGUGUUCGAUUUGCAGAUGCACCAGUUCCUUCGAAGAGGCACAAAGCAUCAUCGAUCAAUGCUCAGCUCGACAGUCCAGACGCAAACAAAGAACCUCUUGAGGUGUCUGCGUUGAAAAGGAAGCGCAGUGACAAUCCCACCGACAGCAACGCCGACGGCGGACAUCGCCCAUCAAUCAGAAUUCCCUUGUCAAAGAGGCAGCGCACUGACUCCUCUGCACAUGUGGUUGUACCAUCUAGUCCGAAUGGGCGAUCACGGCCUAUUGUGUCAAAGAGGCGGCAGCUCAUUGCUAAGCCAAAUGACACGUUGGUCGCUGCUCGCGGAUUCAGCAAGCCAUUCUUUGCCGUGCAGUCACCUCCAACUAGAUCAAUAUCCAAGCGCUUGCGUCAGGAGUCAGUGAGCGAGCCCGUGGACGUCAUUGCUGCUCAAUCGAGGGUGUUGGCGAGAUUACCCCGGCGAAAGGCCAAGCUCCCAACUCUCGCCGCUGGUCAAUGGAUCUCGCAGCCUCUCAAUCCGAUUGUUAACGCUGAGCGAGACCAAUCAAGGAGGUCGACGAAGCGGAAGAGGCGGGAUCUUGAUGCUGAAUCUCGUUCUGUGACAAAGCCUGCCCAUGUACUGGGGCCGUCUACGUCCAAGAGACAGCGCGUCGACUUCGUCGAUAGUCAUAUUGAACCGAGUCGGUUACCAGGCUGACUUACAUCUGAGGCCCGACCGCCCGCCCUCAGCAUGACUGCAGUCGCAAUCGGCGCACCUGUUAUAGUCCGCGACGGAGGAUCCUCAUUACCGAAUCGACAUUUUGCUGCGCUCGAUUCUUGUCUCACCUCCUCACAGACGCGAGGAGCCGUCGUCCCAUCGCAUUUAUAUA